AUUACGUCAUCAAUAAGUGCCGACAGGUGACGUUUGUUAUGCUUUUGAUCGUCACAAGCUGCCAAAUUGGUAACCUAUAAAUCUAUACACGUACCCAUGGGGAUAUACUGUGACAUAUUUUACACUAUGUCUAAUUUAUUUAGUACCUAUUUUUAUAGGCAUACCUCUGGAUACAAAAGUGAGCUGUUUUAACUCAUCUUGUAUAUAAAUGACCUGGAUGACUGAGCAUGAUUACAAAAGCAACACCUGGGCAAUGAAUGCAGGAAUUCCGCAAGCAUUUAUCACAACCUUCAGAGCAGAAGAUGCGGAAAAACUGACUGCCCGAUGGAAACAUGGCCUGGGCAGGUCAAAAUAUAAACCGGCAGAAUAUGAAAGGGUGCAAGCCAUUGUUGAUGCCAAACGACUGCAGAGUGCGUUAAUAGCAAAAAAGUUGAAGAGGACCCAGUGUGUGGCCAAGGAAAUUAAAGAGUGCGACAUAUUACGCCAACACAGGCAGGUGUGGAGCAGAGAAUGCCCCAGGCUGCAAAAAGCAGAGGUGAAAGCUGAGAAUGAAUUGCAUGAUUUCAUAGAAAAUGUCCGGCCAUUUGGCAUAGAAGACACUGCUAUCUUUUCACUUAAAGAUUACGAGGUGUUCCUGGAGAGGGACCGAAAAGCAUUCAUAAUGGGCACUGUGGAGCCAGUUUAUCAGCUAAGGGAGGACCUGUGCUUCAGGCUUGAUCAAGAACAGCAGCUCAGCCCUGCUCUGUCAAACUGGGAACAAGUACAACAACAGGUGAAUCUUGUGAAAGACCAGCAAGAUAUCAUAACUGCAAAACUUCAAGAGGAGUACUGUAAUAUAGAAGAGGAAAUCACAGGCCUGGGUUUGGAGAAAUAUGUACCGACUUUAGAUAGCCUGGUCAACAAAGACAGCAUUCCGACAGAAGUUUUGGAAUCAGACUGCCCUUAUCCGGAGCUGAAGGAGUCUCUCAUCCAGGCUUUCCAGUCAUUGUCACAAAUACACCACAGUCGGCUACACUGUCUUCAAGAACAUCUCAAAAGAACAGACAGACAUUGUGGUUGGUGUCCGGAUGACCACCUUCGCUUCCAUUUCAUCCUAUCUCAGUACACUCAAGAAAUCCCCAACAACCGGGCACUAUGCAAUCAUAUGCUUCAAAGAAUCUUCCCAGAGAAAACAAAACACGACCUGAUGGAACAUGAGCGUGCAUGGGCGAGGCAGCGCUUCACCCAGACUCAGAUAAAGGUUCUGACACAGCAGUGGCAGCAGGACCAGGAAGAGCUUCUGGCGAAAGCAUUAGCAACCCUACAGGAAGCAAGGGAUGCCUACCAGGAGGAGCUGGAGCUCCAAAGAGACCGCCAACACCAGCAGGACAUCUGCUUUCGCCUCAGAGAAAAGCUGCAGCAAUGGCGUUCCCAUCAGGAAGAGGUGGCCCAGCUGCAGGCGUCCAUCGCUGCCAGACAACAAGAAGAAGCUGAGGCUAUUUUAAAGAGGGAGCAAGAAAAAGAGGCCACCCUUAGGGCAAAUCAGAAGGAAAAGCUCCGGAAAUUUCAUUUGGAGCAGCAGAAAAGGAGGGAGGAGUUAGAGCAGAGAGAUCAGGAGAGACUGGUGAAACUGAGGGCUGCCAUGGAGGAGCAGGCCAGGCAAGACAGAGAUAGGGUGCGGUUUCGGGCUGAGGUGUUGCAGAGACGCAAGGAGGAGAGGGAGGCCUGUGAGCUGGAGCGGUUCAGGGAGGAAGCGGAGAAGCAGAAUCGACUGGAAGCACUCCGAAACCAGGUUGCCGUGGUGGCCGAGGCUGACACGGAGAGGAUGAUGGGAGGCACUCAGGCUUGGAGGAAUCGAUAUUCAACCAUCAGAAGCGUUGAUAUGCAGAAACCUUUCUUCGGACUCAACACGUACACAGAUGCACAGAUUGUAUCUGAUCCCAGAUUACGGAUCGAGCAGGCCUUGAGGGAGGCCGGUCUGCACCAUACUCAGUAUGCCCAGGAGGUCCUGUCACAUAUCAAACCCCCAAAACCACCAAGACGAGACACCAAAUCAGCGUUGCAAUUUUAACUAAGUUGAGAAUGAUUCAUUACCAUUAAUCAUUACAAUUAAUUAAUCAAUGCUAUUAUUCUGGUUAUCAAUCAAGUCAAGUCAAGUUAAAGGGGAACUGCACUUUUUUUUGGAAUUUUGCCCAUCAUUCACAAUCCUUAUCUGAAACACAUAUCUAUAUUCAUAUAUAUAUGAUAUUAUAUUCAUAUGAACACAUAUUUAUUUCCUUUUUCUGUGCAUUAUAACACAAGUUAAUGUUGAAAAUGACAAAAGUUUUAACUUUUAACUUUAACUUUAGAAUAAUCUAGAGUAGUGGUUCUCACGCAGGCCUCACAGCUUGGAGACCCGAGUUCGAUUCCACUCUCGGCUAUCUCUGUGUGGAGUUUGCAUGUUCUCCCCGUGCAUGCGUGGGUUAUCUCCGGGUACUCCGGUUUCCUCCUACAUUCCAAAAACAUGCUAGAUUAAUCAUACCAAAUUGUCCAUAGGUAUGAAUGUGAGUGUGAAUGGUGGUUUGUCUAUAUGUGCCCUGUGAUUGGACCCACAAUCACCACUCAAUGACAAUUGGUGACCCAAAAUGUGGACAUUUUUCAACUCAAACUCGUUAAGGGGAUUUUUCUGUCGACAGCCUGGUCACAAACCGCUACCCCGUUGCGGUCACAUGACCAUAAGUGAGCUUUGACAACAAGCCAGCAUAAUAUGUAAAUAUAUUGGCAGGCAUGAUUCACCCCCAGUUGACAUUCUCAAAGUUAUUGUGUUAUUGUUAGCACCAGUCAGUCUGUGCUAGCUUUUGUUAGGGUUAUUAAUAAGAAUAAUUAUUAGUUCAUGACAUAGUUACUAUGUCUACAUUUUGGUUCAGAUUUUUCUUGCUGCUCAUGGAUGAUGAGUCUGAGUGAAUGUUGUCAUUGAUUGUGGCGCACCUGUACCUCUGUACCUCUGGGUUUUGGAUUUUGCUAUUUUGCUUUUUUAUAUAUAUAUAUUUUUUUCUCCAUUUAACCUGAUUUUCAAUUUUCCUAUUUCCUAUUGAUCGUCCUUGAGAGAGUCUCUCAUGGUCCCUAUCCCCUAUCAGUCAGUGAUGUUGAGAAUAAGUGUGAUUUUAAUUCAUCUUUUAUCCAUAUUUUUGUGUCAUUUCAGCUAAAUCAUACCCAAUCAACACAGAAAAAUUGACUUUGACUCAUAUUUUGGCCAUAUUAUACACUACUGCUCAAAAGGUUGCAGUCACUUGGAAAUGUUUUUGACCAGUCUGAGAUAUGGCUUUUUCUUGGCAGUCCUGCCAUGAAGUCUGAAGUCGCCGCUUCACUGUUGGUACUGAGACUGGUGUUUUGACGGGUACUAUUUAGUGCAGCUGCCAGGUGACAACCUGUGAGGCGUCUUUGUCUCUCAAAUAUUUGUCUUCUUGCAACAGUUGUGCAGCGUUUUUCUGUCCUUGUUAGACCCAGUUUGUGCUGCUCUCUGAAGGGAGUAGUUAACAGCAUGGUAAGAUAUUUUAGUUUUAGUUUAGAUUUUUUAGAUGGGUUUUCUAAUAAUCUAUUAGCCUUAUGAAAUGAUUAAUUUGGAUUAGCAGCCAUACCAGGAGAUUGAUGCAGAGGACUGACAGCUGUUGAUAGUAGGUCUCUAUGCAAAAAUGUACAUCCUUCUUUGAAAAUCAUCUGAUUAAUUUUAAUUGUAUUAAAUUUUAAGUGUCUUUCUUUUGAAAGUGAUCCCAAACUUUUGAGCAGUAGUGAAUAUAGUUUUGAGUUCAGCUAUAUGUAGACUAACGGGCCACUACAUCUGCAGACCCCAUUAGGAUUCAAGAAUUCUGCCUCUGUAGUAAUAUCAAUACUCCUUUAUUUGAUACUGUCAGGGCGAUAUUCAUUUGACAAUGCAGUCAUUGUUGUGGUUGUAAUAUGCACUUGUGUACAACUGCACACCAUCCUCUCUUGUAACAGAAGUUAACCAAAAUAUUACAAACAGCUCUCAGUAUAUGAUGCAACGCAUGCAGAAUUACCUCAGCAUCCUAUUGAACAUUACGUAACUGACACAGUUGUGACUUUAUUACCUUAUCUUUACCUUAUUAUAAGUAUGAUUCUAUAGGUUU
Molecule: messenger RNA, 4103 nt
Organism: Doryrhamphus excisus (bluestripe pipefish)
Lineage: Eukaryota; Metazoa; Chordata; Actinopteri; Syngnathiformes; Syngnathidae
Source: RefSeq, a predicted model, not a curated record